AUGGAGCCGGAUGCAGCUAUAGUUUGUGUAUCAGCGGAGAUGAUUGGGCUCGUGGUUGAAGCUUUGCUGCUCAGGGACCGGAUCAUCGACUCUGGCACGUCCUUGGUCUGGAAGGUUGUGUACUAUGGAUUAUCAGCGGCAGGUAUCCUCUGUCUUGCCUUGCUAAGAACUCCGUUCGUGUUUACGGAAGAACAAGUCGACGCCAGCCAGGUUGUCAAAGAUCUCACUGUCCUUGUAGCAGUGGUAGAGAAGGGAAGCCUAGUCGAUUCAGAUGAUGCCAACUAUGCUUUGUUAGCCGGAGCGGCCCAAGCCAUUGAAAUCGUGCUGCAGCGGAUCGACAUGGCCAGCAUCCAUCAAAACCGCCCUCUCAGACCGACAACGGAAUAUCCCGAUGUAACUUCCUCCCUAGAAACUUUGGACGGUUCUUGGGAAUCAUUGGGCUUCAACUACUUCCAGGAUUUACAAAAUCCGUUCUGGCAGACUAUUGCAGAGGGUCAUUUUGAUCCAAAUGGCAUGCCGGAGAUGUUAGCUCAGUAUGGAUCUUAG
Clonostachys byssicola is the source of this 546-nucleotide messenger RNA. The record is from the annotation of a GenBank genome assembly. Lineage: Eukaryota; Fungi; Ascomycota; Sordariomycetes; Hypocreales; Bionectriaceae.